Messenger RNA from Trichomonas vaginalis G3, 510 nucleotides. RefSeq names its product protein of unknown function, DUF4106 family. The transcript has a single exon. NCBI's taxonomy places the organism in Eukaryota, Parabasalia, Trichomonadida, Trichomonadidae. The record is from RefSeq and is a predicted model, not a curated record. The coding region runs from base 1 to 510 and encodes 169 amino acids.
AUGGCUGAUGGAAAUAUAACACCUGACGUUCUAGAACAUUUAUCUCAAAGAACUACACAGAACCAUAGAGAUGGUAUAUUUGGUGAAGAGUUUAGAAAGAAAGUUAGGGAGAAAGAAGGAAGAGAACCUAUUGUACAUGACCUUGCAAACGAAAGUUUGCAAAAUGUCAUAAAAACUUACUUUGCAGACAAUGCAAAGAGAAGGGAUGAAUAUUUAAGAAAACUCAAAUGGACAGUACCAAAUGAAAUGUUAGUAUUGAAAAACAUGUUCCUUGACAAAAUAAAACCAACUACAGAAAUAAAUGACGCAAGACUGGAACAUUGGGUAAAAGCUUUCCCAUUCACAAAAGAUAUUAUUGGUAACAUGGAAAGAAAACCAGAAUGGCUACAAAAACAUAUAUUUGGAAACGAGCUUAUUCCAUAUGGACAAGCUCUGUUUGAAGAGCUUGAACCGGAAACUCAGGAAAGAGUCAUGCAAACAAUACGCGAAGACUCAAAUACAAAACUAUGA